AUGGCACCUCAAAAGAAGUAUAUUUGUGCAUUUUGUGCAAGAGCAUUCUCUCGAUCAGAGCAUAAACAGAGGCAUGAACGUAGUCACACGAAUGAGAAACCAUUCCAUUGUCAAUAUUGUACAUCUGCGUUUGUAAGGAGAGACCUUCUUCAAAGACACUGCAGGACGGUUCACAAUGUCAACAUGGUUCCAAAUUCGUCUAAUAAGUCUAGGAAAUCCAACCUGAUAUCAUCACCAGUAUCUCCUGAAGAAAUAGAAGAUCCAUACGAUGUAUACAAACAACAACAGGGACAUCCAGACAAUAUCCCAGUCUCUUUAAUGAUACCCAUUCAUCCUAAUAGCAAUAAUAUUUUAGUACCAUCCGCCGCCACUACCAUACAUUCGAAUGGAGUUGGAAGCCCUCCAAAUUGCUAUACCUCCUUGACGGUUAGUGGCCCAAAUAGCUCUACUUCUAUUGCAUCAGCAUCCAUAUCCAAAUCAACUGAUAUGCAUAAAUCAAUUAUCAACAGUAUAUCAUUAUCAAAGAAGUUGAAUAUUGUACUUUCUAAUUUUGAUAAAAUAUCAAUUCUACAAACAAAGGAAUCAUCUAAAAUUCAUUACAUAUUAUCAAAUUUCAAUGUGAUUUUACCUCAUGGAUUAAACACUUCAAGAGAACCAGAUGAUUAUUUUCUUGCAUGGAAUAUUAAUCAGUCCAAGUUUCCUAUCCUUGAUACAUUGGGGAAUGAAAUGGAUGAUUUUAUUGAUUCAUUUUCCAAUUCUUCAACCAUUUCACUCAUUGGAAGAUUUUAUUCAAAAUUUAAUGAUUAUACCCAUUCUCUUAACAUUACUCCCAUUGAUUCGCAAAAGAUCCUUGAGAUAGAAUGUAAAAUAUGUUUAUUAUAUUCGUUGUUAGCCAUUGGGGCUUCCAACUAUGAAGAUAUCCAAGAUUGUAUACUUUUGUUUAUGAAAUCAUGGAAUUUACUUAUUACAAAUCUAAUUCCAAGAUUAAAUUCCAAUACUAAUCAUGUUGAUUCUUCUCCAGGAUCAUCUUCCAAAGUUCCAAAUCCAGUCAAUUUUGAUAUUAUUCAUGAUCAAAUUAUGAUAUUGAAGAAUUUGUUCACAAUUUCAUAUAUUUGUUUCCAACUAGAUCUGAGAUUAAAGGACAUAUCAUCUAAUAAUAUCAGUUCUGACAUCAUUUUCAAUUAUCUUGAUGAUAUUAGUUACAUUAUAAUGUCUCAUUUAGAAGAAAGCGUACAAAAGACAUACUCCGGAAGAAGCUCCAGAUCUUCAAGUUCAUCAUCAUUACAUUCAACUAUGAGUUGUAUUUCAACGACUGCAAAUGGAUCCAAUAACAUAAUAGAUGAAAAUAUGUCUUUAUUUUGGAGCAUUUAUAUUCUAUUAUCAAAUUAUUUCAUGAUGAAUAAUCAUCCACCUCCAAAGAUUUAUAAAAUAUUAUUGGGGAAAACUUUAAAUGAUACAAAUAAUUCAAAAUCUUCUGAUACAUUAGUUAGUAUUAUGGAAAAUCUUACCACUUCUACAAUUGAAAGCCUUUCAAGUUUUAAUAAUGAAAUAGUGGUUAUUACGUUAUCAAAUGAGCUUCAAAGUUUUAUUCAUUAUGAUAAAAUGUUUGUAUAUAAACUGAAAAGUAUUUUACACAAUUCAAUUAUAUUGGCUAACAAAUCAUUCAAUGAUUCAGAUAACAAUGGAGGAAGUUAUAUUUUUGAAAUGCUUAAGAAGAAAAUGAUAAUUAAUAGUCCAACCAAAUAUCAAGGAAUGUUGAAUAAUUAUAUUUUCAAUCCAUCCCAAAGCUUUAAUUGGAACUUACUUUAUAUUUCAAUUAAAGAGUUUAAUUUGGAAAAUUAUAAUUUGAAUAUUAAUCAAUUUCAGGAAAGUCAAAUCUUUCUGAAGUUUAAAUUCAAUGAAUUCUUCAAAACAUUUUUCAACGAUUUCAAUGAAAUUGAUAAUCAUACCAAUAUUGAAGAUGAAGAAGUUAAAAAGGAUGAAUAUUUGAAAUUCAUCAAGUAUUUAUUACCAUUUUUCACUAAAAAUCUGGGGAAUAAUAACAAUACAAAUAAUAAAAAUACAGAAGAAGAUAGUCCUCAUUUUUUCGAAGCAUUGAGUAAUAACCAAAGUCAGAACCAUUUCAUCAAUAAUAACUUGGGAAUUGCAAGUUUGCCUAUUUUAUUUAAUCAUCAAUGUCUUAAAAUCAGUCAUAAUCUGAAUGGUCAUUGGAAUAGUUUUGAAAAGAAAAGAUUCAAUUAUUUAUUAUUAGAGUGGUAUUUGACCAUUGUUAAAUUGAUCAUUGGAUUGAAAAAUGACUCAAACAUUUAUAGUGGCAAUGUUAAGGGCCAUCAAAGAUCAACACUGCAAGAUUCAGGAUUACAAAGUAUUCAUGAUAUGCAUAUGAAUCAAACCAGAAUUUUAAAUACCAAGUCAAAAAAAAGUAAUGAAUAUGAGUUGUCCAAUAAUUAUAUUUUUCAAUGUCUUAUUUACAUCAUGAAGGAAAUUUGUUGUAAGGUUCAACUUCCAAAUGGAUUAACAUGUCAAUUACGAGAUUUUGAUGAAUAUUUAAAUUUCGAAAAUGAUGAUUUUACAAUUACUGACGGAAUUAUUUAUUGUAUUUUGAAAAACCUUGAUAUGAUUAUGGAAGAUUGGAUGAAUAUUAUUAAUAACAAGAUUAAUACAAACAACAGAGAUAAUAAUAUUAAUCAAUCGAAUGGAUUUCUAAAUCUUAAAAAAUUUCUUGAUGAUUAUAUUUAUUCACAAUUAAAGUUGAGUCAAAAUAACCAAGGAGAGAAUGUAUCAAUAUAUACAAUUCCACACCGUCAUCUGAUUAGUGUUGCGAGCUUAUCAACAAAUAAACAAGUUGAUGCAAAUUAUAUUUUGCAACAAAAGCAAUAUACAGUACAACACCAUCCAGGAUUGACGACAGUUGCCACUACUGGUACUGGGACUGGAUCUGGAUCUGAACUUGGUCCAGUUACAAUCCCUGGACAAAUACAGCCUAUACACCAACAACCACAACAGUUUAUUCAGUCUCAUGUGUUUAAUACUGGGAAAGAUGUACAUCUACCUCCAAUUCUCCCACCAUUAGCCAAGCGCACAAAUAAUCAUGAAGCUACCCAUUUACACCAAUACCCAUAUCAUGAAGAAUUUAAAACUGCUAAAAGUGAUUCUUCAAAAUGA
[Candida] anglica is the source of this 3165-nucleotide messenger RNA. The record is from the annotation of a GenBank genome assembly. NCBI's taxonomy places the organism in Eukaryota, Fungi, Ascomycota, Pichiomycetes, Serinales, Debaryomycetaceae.